Uranotaenia lowii is the source of this 316-nucleotide messenger RNA. Its product is annotated as translocon-associated protein subunit alpha-like. Gene Ontology annotation, cellular component: endoplasmic reticulum membrane; endoplasmic reticulum. The record is from RefSeq and is a predicted model, not a curated record. The annotation marks the transcript as partial. Lineage: Eukaryota; Metazoa; Arthropoda; Insecta; Diptera; Culicidae. The transcript is spliced from 2 exons.
CGGAAAUCAGUUUUCCGAAGCCGUCUUCAAUGAAACCGUUUCGCUUAUCGAAAUCGAUGAGGGUUUGGAUGGGGAAACGUUCUUCCUGGCGGCUGUUGUAGUUUUGCUGUUGGUGCUCGUCCAACAAUUCCUGACAUUGUAUGGCAAGCGUGAACGCUCCCCAGCUGCCCGUAAAACUGUGGAAACCGGAACCACCAGUACCAAGGAUAUGGACUAUGAAUGGAUUCCACAAGAAACACUCAAGAGGAUUCAAAAUUCUCCCAAGGGCGGCAAAAUGUCCCCAAAGCAAAGCCCACGGCAGCGGAAGACAAAGUGA